Molecule: messenger RNA, 10297 nt
Organism: Ahaetulla prasina
Lineage: Eukaryota; Metazoa; Chordata; Lepidosauria; Squamata; Colubridae
Product: lamina-associated polypeptide 2-like
Exons: 2
Coding region: 8302-9351 (349 amino acids)
Source: RefSeq, a predicted model, not a curated record
UCUCCAUUUAUCUAUUCAGAUAUUUGUUCCUGUACGCAUGCUUUGGUUUUAUUUUAUUAAGUUAUCUUGCCAGCUCAGGAUUAGUUUGAAGAUUAGCUUGCUUUGAAGAACUAGUUUUUGUUUUGUUUGUUUACAUUCUGCCUUUAUUAUUUUUACAAAUAACUUAAGGCAGUGAGUAUAUCCAACACAAUUUCCUCCAAUUCUCCCCGCAACAAAGACCCUGUGAGGUGGAUUGCUCUGAGAGAGAUUGACUGUCUCAAGGUCAGUCAGCUGACAUUCAUGGCUAAGGCAAGAAUUGAAUUUGACCAUCUUCUGCUUUCUAACCUGGUGCCUCUUAACUCACGAAGCUUUCCUGAUCCGCUCCCAAGUUGCCAUAGACGGGGAUGGGAAAUCACAGCUGCACUGAGGAAUUUGUACUUCAGUCAAAACAAAAUACAUCCUAGCAACCCAAAGGCAAGCCCAUCUCCACAGACCCUAAUGGUCAGAUCAAGUGACUUCUACGACCUGCGAAAUUGCUUCGUUGGGGAGAGGAGGAAACAGGGCCAGGUGCAAACUGGGUGAAGUCAGAGCUGGCUUCACUUGGUUCGUGCCGACAUGGCACUUGUAAUAAACAACUGAAUUUUUCUUGAAAAAUGACUUGAGGCUCCUGCAUUUAUUAGGGCAUUGGUCGGAACCCUGACAGCACCUUAAUCACUAGGCCAAACUGAUUUUAGUUUUAGCUUAUUUAUUUUCAAAGAAAGGAGAAGGAUACAUUUCAGUUAAGAAUAGAUCAGUGUCUGGACACGUACGAUGAGAUUGAACCUACUAGUUUGAAUUCAAAAUGAGUUUUUUCAGGCACAGAAUUUGAGAUGUUUGAAAUUCACAUUAAUGCACCUUUAGUUAAUUUGUAGUGUUUUUGCCUGACCUUACUCUUUUAUGGAAUUGGCUUUUGGCAUUUCUCUAAUUGUAGCUGAUACCUUCAUAUAUUUAGUGGGGACCAGGAAAAUUCCAGGAUUAGUUUGAGUAGGUCUUGGUAAACUGCCUGAUAAUGUGGGGAAAGUGGCACUAUACAAGUUAUUUAUUUUUACUUUUUUUCCUAGCAACUUUUCUUAGAUUCUUUAUUCUUUUAUUGCUUUUAAAAUGACAGCAACAGAAAAAGUCCACAGAGAUAGAAGUACGUGCAUUGUCAAUGAAAAGAGAAAAACAGUUUUUAAAAAAAGGUGGAAAAAAUUACAACAAAGAGAAAAAGAAAAAAAAUAUCAUUUUAGCUGAAAAUAGUUACACUUAUAUGUAUAGUUAUCUAAUGCAAUUAUUAGUCAUGUACCCAUAUUUCUAAUACAAUUAUAUAAUUAUUCUAUUUCAUGAUAGUUACUUUGUAUUGUCUAUAAAUGAAUUCCAUAUCCCAUGACAUUUGUCCAUAGAAGAUUAGGAGUAUAUGCAAUUUGCUCUAGGUGGCUUGUACAAUCAGGUCUUCAAUCCAUUGGGUGAAAAGAGCCAUACGUUUAUCUUUCCAAUAACUCUUCUUAGAUUCUUAAUUUUAAAUUCUAGAACCUAAACUCAUAUUGUAAUAUUUUUAUGCAACUUGUUUGUGUGUUUCCAAGGUACAUCUAUCUGCUGAACCAAUUUGAAAAGGAAGUUCAAUUAGGUGGCCAGGCAUGAUACAACAAGCUUUUCUUACAGUUUUGAAACAUUUUUGCAAAAGUGCAUAGCAUAACUACUCUUUCCAUGAGUAGGUUUUACCACCAAGGAGUAUAUCUAGAUCUAGUAGCAUGGUUAUAUUCUUUGAAAUACUUCUAUCUUGUUAACAGAGUUUCAUUUUAUCAAACAGAACAAGACAGUAGUACAUUUGAUUGGUGGGUCAUUCCAUGUCAAGUGGUCUGGGGCCCCCAGGUCGACCAUCACGGAUUUUGAUGAAAUUUACAUGCACAUAUGUAGAUGUAUUUAAUUCAGUGAAUGUUCUGUCGCAAAAGUUGAACAGAUCUAUCGGCAUCAGUAUUUAGUCAGUUGAUGGUCGCUGGAGGCUGGCUUGAGCAAUCAAAUGUUUAUUCGUGCCACCAACUCCAUCGCAUAGUGAUUUGGUGAAACAAAAACACGGACUUAUAUCUUCAGUCCAAAAGAAGAAAUUGAAGAAAGCAGGAUACUGCAAGAAGAAAGAUGGAAAGUUAGCAGCACGGGGGAGACUUCCUGUGGCAACGCAGGCUUCGUGGACGUCCCUUUGGGAUCGUCUGCCCUGGAUUUUGUCAAACUGUUUCUGACAGCGUAAAUCGGCUGUCAGACGGUUUGAAAAUUCUUCCCCCGGGAGAAGGGGGAGGGAAGAGUGGUCAGAUUUGGGUAGAGCUCCCCAGGAGCCCCUGCAAUUAAACCAGGGGCACGCAGGGUGAGAGCCCCCCUCCGGCCUGACGAAGCUCCGUACCCAGGGUGCUUCUGUUUAUACAGAACAAGAAGCCGCGACCAUUUCUGUGCCGAGGAUUAUUUUUAAAGAGAACUCAACGCAGACAGAACGAAGCAGGAGGAUAAGCAAGAGGAUUUGCAAGUAAUAAACCUUAACUUCGGCUUUUAAAUAGCUUUCCUUUGAACUAAUUGUGGACUAACUUUCAAUAUGGGCGGACCUAAAAUGGCACUCGCAAUACACAAAGGAAAGUAAAAGUUAAAGAGCUGCUUGUUAAAGCCAUCAGUGUUUUUAGCGAUGUUUAAAGCCGCUGUUUCUAUUUGAUAAAAGACAGUUGGAAUUAAUUGGAAGAACUAUAAUUAGUUAAUAUUUCUGCCAGAGACUGUUGGAGAUUUUUAAAUAUAACUACAAAAGGAUAAAGGAAGAGAUUUUAAGACUCUGGUUGCAGAGAAAUUUAAAAAGACUUUUUACUAAUUUUAAGAAAUAAAGCUUAAAAGAAGAUGGCAGCUAAGCAAUUAAAAAAAACUGCUUCUAAAAGUGUUGGAGUAUCCCCAGCAGCAUCCCCAGCUCAUACAGCAGAUACUAAAGCAUUAAAUUUGGAAGCAUUACAGGAAAACCUGAAAGAUUUUGUGAAAGAAUCUCUGAAUGAUGCUAUAAAUUUGCAAACUUCUCUUAUUGAAGAGAAAUUUAAACAAAUGGCAGAUGAGAUGAUUGAAGUGAAAAAUCAGAUGUUGGAGAUGAAAAAUCAGAUGUUAGAAAUUCAAGUAGGAAAUAAAGAAAUUAAGGAAGGAUUUGUCUCAGCAGUUCAAAGUUUGGCAUCAAAUAUGAUUUUGUUGGAAGAAGAGGUAGAGGAAAUUAAGCAAGUUAAUUUAAAGUUGGAAAAUAAAAUGGAGGAGAUUCAGAUCAAAGUGGAAAAAGCAGAUGAUGAAAUUGUUUUGGUACAAUAUAGGGCAAUGGAAUUUGCUUUAAGAAUUAGGGGGUUAAAGGAAGAUAAACAGUAGAACUUGAGGGAAAUAUUUUCUGAAGCAUUUGCAGAGGUAUUAGCAGUCCGACCAGCAGAGGUGGCUUUUCAAAUUGAUAAAAUUUACGGUGUGAAUUCUUGGAUUGCCAGGCAGAGAAAGUUGCUGAGAGACGUAGUUAUUUAUUUUACAACAAGAAAAGUGAGAAAUGAAAUUUUACAAGCUUCCUAUAAGGGGGAGAAAAUACAAGCUGCUGGUGAAGAAAUUUUAAUAUUAAAAGAAAUCCCUCCUAAAAUGUUGAGAAGUAGAAAAGAAUAUGCAUUUCUGGUGAAUGAACUUUAAAAGCAACAGAUAAGAGUACAGAUGGGAUAUUCCGGCUGGAAUAAUAAUAAUAAUAAUUAUGCAGGCAAAGCACAUCGUCUUAAUAUUAUUUGGAAAGCAAGAGAUUAUUAUGUUAAUGUACUUAAAGCUGGAAGUUCACCUUCACCAGAAGGUAGGAGGAAAGAGGAUGAAGCAAAGAGGUGAAAAGAACUGAAAUUACAAGAACAAGCUGGAGUUAUAGUUAUGGAAGAAGACUUGUUGCAAGUGGUGGAUAUAUUUAAAGUGGGAUUAGAAGGCGUAAAAGAACAAAGGUUGACAAGGGCAGCUACUAAACAUAAGGAACAAGAAGUAAAGGCCCAACAAGCUCAACUGGCAACUACCACAACUGAAACAGUGGGAGGAGCAAGGCCCAAAACAAAAUAUGAUUUGCGGCUGGUGCUUCAAAAGUUUCAGCCUACCGAUAAUGGCAAUUAGACUUUUAUCUUGGAAUGUUAAUGGUUUAAAUUCACCACAGAAGAGAAGGAAGAUAUUUCAUUAUUUGAAACAAUUUAAAAAUGAUAUAGUUUGUCUACAAGAAACCUAUAUUAGAACUUUAGAUCAAAAAUAUUUGAUAAAUUCAAGACUGGGUACACAUUUUGCUGCUUCGGCUCCAGAGAAAAAGAAUGGAAUUGUCAUAUAUUUAAAGAAAGGCUUAAUAGCAAAAUUAAUUGAGGUGGACAAUCAAGGAAGAUAUAUUGCAAUUGAACUCUUAUUGGAGGUGAAAAAGAUACUUUUAAUUGGAGUUUAUGCACCUAAUCAACAACAGGAAAAAUUUUUUUUAAUUUCUACAUAAUAGAAUAGUACAUUGGGAUUAUAGAUCACAUAUACUAAUGGAUGAUUGGAAUGGAAUGAUGGAUACCCGAAAAAGCAAAAAAGGAUUACAAAAUAUUUCAAGUUGUGCGAAACUGCCAAAAGUCUUUUUUGAUAUGAUGGAAGAUUUAGAAUUAAGAUACUUGGCGAGAACGCAAUAUGGUGAAGAAGUCCAAGAUAUGUCCAAGAAUUUUAUCUGAUCAUUGUCCAGUUUGGAUAGAAUUGGAUCAGGAAAAGGGAGUUAGAAGAUCAUGGAGGUUGAAUGAAAAUUUGUUUAAAUAUGAGCAAAAUGUAAAAGAAUGUAAAAAACAAAUGAAAGAAUUUUUUGUUAUGAAUAUGCAGAAAGGUACAUCUAUAGAGAUGGUUUGGGACGCUAGUAAGGCCUAUAUGAGGGAAGUUUUAAUACAUAUGAACAUUAAAUAUAGAAAUAAAUUGCAGAAGAAGAGAAUGGAGCUAGAGGAGGAAAUUAAAAGAAAAGAGCAGUUACUCGCAAAUAAUCCAGGAGAUAAAAAAAUAAAAGAAUCUAUAAAUAUAUUAUGAGGGCAGUUUAAUAUGAUGAUGGCAGACCAAGUCGCAACUAACUUACAAUAUGUUAAGCAUAAUACCUUUAAUAAUGCUAAUAAGCCUGGAAGGUGGUUUGCCUAUUUAAUAAGAAAGAAACAGAAACUACAUACUAUUGGUAAGAUAGAAUAUAGAGGCAAAAAUGUAUAUCAACAAAAUUUGAUUAAAAAAGCCUUUUUAGAAUUUUAUACAAAGUUAUACGUUAGAGAUUGUAUCAAAGAUAUAGAUAUAGAAAGAUACUUACAGGAGCAAGGUAUUCAAGAAAUUACAGCAGAGCAACGGGAGGAAUUGAAUCAACUUAUAACUUCAGAAGAAAUAAUUUUAGCAAUUAAACAGCUUAAAAUGAGUAAAGCACCAGGAACAGAUAGUUUAACAGCUGUUUAUUAUAAAAAUUUACAAAAUGAGAUGGUGGAACCGCUUAAGGAAUUGUUUAACAGAAUUCAAUUUGGAAGAGAAGUACCUCCUUCGUGAAGGACAGCUUUUAUUUCGCUAAUACCGAAGGAAGAUCAAGACCAGAAAAUUAUAGGCCAAUAUCGCUUUUAAAUACUGAUUAUAAGAUUUUUGCUAAGAUAUUAGCAAAUAUAUUAAUGCCAGUUAUGAGUCAAAUAAUUCACAAUAAUCAAUCAGGAUUUAUUAGGGGGAGACAAUUGAGAAAUAAUAUGAGACAAAUUGUAAAUUUAUUGGAAUAUUUAGAAAGAAACAGCCAGGUUCCAGCAGUGCUCUUUUUUCCGUUAUUGUGGAGACAGCAGUCAGUGUGGGUAUAACUCCUCUGUUCCGAUUGGACAACUGAGUCUGUUGAAGCUGUAAAGUCCUGCCCCUUGCUGCCAAGAAGCCCAGCAUUUGACUCAGUUGUUCAACUUGGACGGAUGUGUUGUGAGAUUCUCCUUUCCUGACUGGAAAGUGCUUUAAAUUGUGAGUGUUUUGUUUGUUUCCCAAGGAAAUCCCUUUUUCUUUAAAACUAACUCUGAGGCACUUGUUUAUAUUGGAGUGCCCUCUGCUGUCUGCAGAUGGAUUUUUUUUUUUAUCUGCUUCAAUCCCGUUGAAAGGCAGGCGUUCCGGGAUUCUUUUGGUGGGGUCUAGCGCCCCCGAAGACAGCAGAGUUUUGAUGGGUGGAGUUUUAUUUAUUUAUUUAUUUAUUUCAGUUUUUAUACCGCCCUUCUCCCGAAGGACUCAGGGCGGUGUACAGCCUAGUAAAAAUACAAUGUAUAAACAUUAAAAAGAACUUAAAAAGAAAUAUUAUAACGUGGCCAAAAUUUUUAAAACCAUUUAAAAUCAUAAGACAUAAAUACCCCAAUAAAAUAUCAAUCCAGUCCCGCUUGAAUAAAUAGGUGCGUUUUCAGCUCACGGCGAAAGGUCCGAAGAUCAGGCACUUGACGUAAACCAGGGGGAAGUUCAUUCCAGAGCGUAGGAGCUCCAACAGAGAAGGCCCUUCCCCUGGGGGCCGCCAGCCGGCAUUGCUUGGCGGACGGCACCCUGAGAAGGCCCUCUCUGUGUGAGCGUACGGGUCGGUGGGAGGCAAAAGGUAACAGCAGGCGGUCCCGUAAGUACCCGGGUCCUAAGCCAUGGAGCGCUUUAAAGGUGGUAACCAAAAUCUUGAAGCGCACCCGAAAGACCACAGGAAGCCAGUGCAAGCUGCGCAGGAUUGGUGUUACAUGGGAGCAACAAGUCGCUCCCACUAUUACCCGCGCAGCUGCAUUCUGAACUAGCUGCAGCCUCCGGGUGCACUUCAAGGGCAGCCCCAUGUAGAGAGCAUUGCAAUAGUCCAAGCGGGAAGUGACAAGGGCAUGAGUGACCGUGCAUAAGGCAUCCCGGUCAAGAAAGGGGCGCAACUGGCGCACCAAGCGUACUUGGUGGAAGGCCCUCCUGGAGACGGCCGCCAAAUGAUCGUCAAACGACAGCCGCCCAUCCAAGAGGACACCCAAGUUGCGCACCCUCUCUGUUGGGGCCAAUAACUCGCCCCCCACAGCCAGCUGCGGCUGCAGCUGACUGUACCGGGGUGCCGGCAUCCACAGCCACUCCGUCUUGGAGGGAUUGAGCUUGAGUCUGUUUCUCCCCAUCCAGACCUGUACGGCUUUACUCUCCCGAUAUCUCAAGAGCAGCUUACAGCGCUGCUGAGGGCUUGCCGAGCGGUUUUUUUAGUUAGAAUUUUUUGCCAUUCGGCUCUUAUCUUAGUUUUAUCGCUCCCAUGUGGGUAGCCUGCUUUAUACCCAGCCCUCUGUCUCCUCAGUGUGUGCGAUCCGCUUUUUUGCCGCCAAAACUUUUUUUCAAACAAAAUUCAAAAGGCAGCAGGAGACUUGGAGAGCUUCUAGCUCGCCCUGCCCCCCUGCUUAUUCACGUGGUGGCAGCCAUUUUAGAGGCAUUGUGUGCAAACUUUCAGUUCGAGUUGGAGCUCAGGAAUUUUUCUCUGGGAGCGUAAAGUGCUGAAGUGGGGCGUUGGAACUUUGUGCUCAUUAUUGAUUAACACCUGCCUUUCUGCAGAGAAUCCCUGCUGAGCAGCCAGCUUUAAAUAGCAUAACAGGUUUUUUUCGACCGUUUGCGUUUCCUCCUCCCUGCUGGCGGCCACCAUUUUGGGGGCGCAGUUUAUCUGAGAUUUCUAUUGGCAUUGUUGUACUUCUGGACCUUACCAUCAUAUAUAAACAUGCCAAAGGCCUUGGCCAAAUCUAUCAAAUGCCGGGGAGCAGACUCCCCUCAGAGAGAUGAUUCAGGCCCAUCUGGAGAUCCUUCCUCUGGGGCUCCUACUUCUAAGAGCAGUCGCUCUUCCAAGCAGUCCCCAAGGCCCAUUCUUAUUCUAGCCAUAGUAAGGCUUCCAAAGCUUCUCUACGGGAUGAGCAAAGGAGAGAUCAAGCCAUUAAAAAGAUUUCUAGCAAGGCAAUUCCAACUUUAUCCUCCUCUGCAGUAAUUAGCCCAGGGCCUGUUGUUCCAGCUGGGGUUCUUACUCAAGAAGGCUUAACUGCCACUUCUCCAGACCAAUCUUCUUUAUAAUGCUGCCCAGUUGAUAUUCCCACAGAGGCAUUGUGGGGUGGAUCCCUUCCCCCAGUCAUUCAAUCAGUGGAUGUGCCCACGGUUUUGGCUUCUGAGGAUGUUCCUCAUCCAGCUUCUUCUAUUGUACAUCAGCCUGUGGGUCGGGAGGCAGAGCAAGAGUUACCGGUUUCUCCUCACAUUCAGGCUAUCAUCGAGCAAACGAUUCAAAAGACUCUCAUUUUGGGCCUUCAGUUAUCAGGGCGUGCUCCUUCAGCUCGUUCCAUGGCUUCAGUGAUGGGAGAUGAUCCUGAAAGGGAAGAAUUACAGUCACAGCUGGAUUCAAUUUCUCCUGCUCAAUCAAUUGUCAGUCAACAUUCCUUUUUGGAGGAGUUGGAACGUGCAGAUCCCGACCUGUCUGAGGAUGAAGGGUUACUUCCUGAACAACCAGCUUUUACCAGCCUUUUUCCACCUAAUCUUUUUAAGUCAUUGCUGUUUAAGGCAAAAAAUGUGGCACAAUUGGGUUCUUCCUCUGCUCAAUCAGUAGCAUCAUCCUCCAAGGAUGCGUCAGACCUUGUAUUUUCCGAACCAGCCCAUGUUGUUGAUACUAUACCUGCACCUGGUCUGUUUAUAGAAGUAGUCAAACGCCAGUGGUCUGCUCCCAGUUCUUCAACGAUUCCAACUUCAGCAGAUAAACGCUUCUUUAAUGUAGAUCCUGAUUUGUCUUCAGUUCUCCAAACUCCUACUGUGGAUGUUCCGGUAGCGGCUUUGUCUGCUUCUUCAUCCAUUUCAGGCCAACCAGAAGAAGGUUUACGGCCGGAGGACAGACGGACGGAGCAGGUGCUCCAGAGAGCACAUCAGGGGUCUGCCUGGGCCAUCCGCUCAGCUUCUUCAGCUUUCUUUAAUAGACCUACUUUGCUGUGGCUUCGACAAUUACAGGAAAAGCUUCCCGCGGGGGAUACCCGUAUCCAUCAGGAUUUGAACAAGAUCAUUGCAGCUGUUCAAUUUUCGGCGGAUGCCACUUUACAUUCCAUGUGUUUUGCAUCUAAGUCCAUGGCUUCAGCCCUGACAGCGCGACGACUGCUCUGGCUUCGUCAAAGGCAGGCCAAUGUCCGCCAUAAAUGGAGAUUAGCGUCUGCUCCCUUCGCCGGAGAAUUCCUUUUUGGUGCUGCAUUAGAACCGUUAUUAAUUGAGACCAAAGAUAAAAGAAAAGUUUUGCCUAUAGUACAUCGCAGAGGGGACAGUCGUUUCCACCCUUUUUCUCUUCAUCCUUCCUUUCGAAGUUCUGAUUGGGAGGGCCAGUACUUCCAAGUUUCAGGGCUCUUGGCACCCUAGACAGAGAGGAGGUCAGGAUAGAUCCUCCCGUGGCAGGCCUUUUUCAUCUAAGCGGCCCUUUCGGGGUGGAGGAAGCCGCCCCUUCAGGCAUCAUCGUUAAGUGCAUUACUGAUUCUCCCGUUGGUGGCAGAUUGGCCCUUUUUGCAGACCAAUGGGAGUAUACUACUUCAGAUCUCUGGGUCAACAACACGAUUAGAUACGGUUUAUCUCUGGAGUUUGUUUCUACUCCACCAAAUUUUCACAUCCGCUGUACUCUUUCUAGGGACAGGGAUAAGCAGGCUCUAAUGUCUUCAGCGGUCAAACAUUUGCUGGACAUUAGGGUGAUUCAUUCAGUUCCGGUACAUCAACAGGGACAGGGGUUUUAUUCCCUUUUAUUUUUAGUACCUAAGUCUUCUGGCGGGUGGAGACCCAUAUUAGACCUUAAGAGAUUGAACCGUUUCAUCGUGUAUCGUAAGUUUAAAAUGCACUCUCUUCGUUCGAUUUUAGAUGGCAUUAGGAAGGGCGACUUCCUUACCUCCAUUGACCUCACUGAGGCUUACCUGCACAUCCCCAUUCUUCCUGAUCACCGGAAGUUUCUCCGGUUUUGUUAUAAAGGGGUCCAUUAUCAGUGUAGGGCCUUGCCGUUUGGGUUGUCCUCUGCUCCGAGAGUCUUCACCAAGAUAUUAGCUGCCCUAGCGGCUCAUCUUAGGGCCAUUCCGAUACGACUCUACUGCUACUUAGAUGAUAUUUUAAUUUUGUCAUCUUCAGAGACAAAAGCUAGAGAGGAUAGAGAGGAUCCUCUCUAGGAUAGAGAGAAAGAGAGGAAAGAGGAUAGAGGAAAGCUAGAGAGGAUAGAGAGGGCUAGAGAGGAUCUCCGGGUCGUUGUUCAUGUUGUGUCUUGCCCGCCCUCAGAGCAGCCGGGGCCUUCUUACCUGCUCCCGCACACUGAGGAAUGUAUGCCUCCCGG